Messenger RNA from Vicia faba (fava bean), 870 nucleotides. NCBI's taxonomy places the organism in Eukaryota, Viridiplantae, Streptophyta, Magnoliopsida, Fabales, Fabaceae. The record is from the annotation of a GenBank genome assembly.
AUGCAUUUCAAAACAAAAACUUCUGCUGCCCUACUUGAUAUCAAGAUUGAUCGAGAAAUAUUGGAUUCAGUUACAGUUGCCCUUAAAGAAUGUUUGUUUCUUUCAUAUCAGAAUAUGCAGAAUAUUAUUCUAUUGUUUUCUAUUGCUGAAUUGAUAGAUAAUGCAGCAGCAAGUGCUCGAUCAUGGAUAGGAAGAGCUAAAGAAGCAGCAAGACAUGAUCAAAGAAGAUUAGAGAAAUUCGUGAAUGUUGAAGGAAUGAUACCCUCAUUAAGAGACCCGGAGCGCUUUAGUUUUUGGUUGGCUACCCUCUCCAAUCGGAGGCCUUCAGAAAGAUUGGAACUCCUACGCAUUAGAGAUACCAAAGAGCAAGGAGUGGAUAUCAAUGCAAUCGAUAGAAUUUUGCUUCAAUCUUCAAAGCCAUUUCUUCACACUAAUGUUGAUUGCAAUGCAUUAUUUGCUGCUGUGGUCAGCAGGCAGAUAAAUGUUGUUAAACUCCUUUUGCAGAAAGCAGUUUUGGAUAUAAUUAGAGCCAGAAAGGUUGUUAAGUCUAGCAAUGCGUCUAGAUUUUCAUCUUUGUUAUUCGUCACUCACGCGAAUGACAUAGAGGCUUUGAAAAAAGUCGUUGAAAACAGAAACAUAAAUCUAGAUGAGCAAAAUGAGAGUGGAUUUUCAGCUGUCAUGAUAUCUGCUUCAGAGGGUAGCGUGGAGGCAUUCAAGUUGCUUCUUCACGCUGGAGCUGAUGUAACCAAUCUUAAAAACAAAGAUGGUUUAACAGCUCUAGAUAUCAUAGAUUUGAAACAAAAUGGUGAAGAUGGUCAUAAGGUGAUGUUUGAAUAUGCACUUAAAAAGGGAUGUUUGAAAAAAAUUUGA